This is a messenger RNA of Nematolebias whitei (Rio pearlfish), 1143 nucleotides long. It is a transcript of the gene prune1, whose product is annotated as prune exopolyphosphatase. Gene Ontology annotation, molecular function: exopolyphosphatase activity. Lineage: Eukaryota; Metazoa; Chordata; Actinopteri; Cyprinodontiformes; Rivulidae. The transcript has 7 exons. Gene Ontology annotation, cellular component: cytoplasm. The coding region runs from base 1 to 972 and encodes 323 amino acids. The record is from RefSeq and is a predicted model, not a curated record.
AUGGCAGGUGCAGAGCAGGGAUAUGUGUGUGUUAGUCUAAAUAGCUCGUCUCUUCCCUGCAGUUCAGAUAGUGACCUGGAGGGGGCAGUAGCACAGGUAAUUGACCACCACAACCUGGAAAGAAGCCCCACCCCCUCCUGUCCUCUUACUGUGGAGAUGGUAGGAUCUUGUGCUACCUUGGUAACCGAACACAUCAUCCAGGAAGCUCCACAGAUCCUCGACAAGCAACUCGCUCAGCUGCUCUACGCGGCGGUGGUGUUGGACUGUGUCAACAUGUCUCCUGCUGCAGGUAAAGUGACACCUAAGGACUGUCGGUACGCAUCAGCGCUGGAAAAACUGUUCCCCACUCUGCCACCAAGAGGCGCUCUCUUCUUGGAGCUGCAACGUGCCAAGUUUGACGUCUCAGGUCUGAACACAGAGCAGAUGCUGUUGAAGGACAUGAAAGCAGUUUCAGGAAGUUUGAAUGUUGCCAUCUCUGUUCUCUACAUCCCUCUAGAGAUGUUUUUCCAGACAGUGGCAUUGGACGAGGAGCUUACAGCUUUCUCUCAGAAAUUUGGAUUUGAUUUGCUUCUCUUAAUGACAAUUUCCUUCACUGAGAGCAACGAGCCAAUUAGAGAGUUGGCUGUAUUCAGCCACAGCACCACCUGCAGGGAGCAGGUGUGCCACUAUUUGGAACAGGCCCAUAACCCCACCUUCAACCUCUGUCCAGUCAGUAGCACCCUCUCCCACAUGUCAGCCUAUCAGCAAGGAAACACGUUGGCGUCCCGGAAAAAGCUCCUCCCACUUAUUAAAGACUUCCUAAGUGAGUGGGAUGGAGGCAGUUGCCCUGGAGACGCAGAUGACGAGUGUGUAGUUCCCCCAACGCCCAUGAACAGUCUGGUGGAGGGAUGUCCUCUGGAUGGGUGUCUGCCUCCAAUUAGUGCUCAGGACCUGCAGGACAAGGUCAGCAAGAUGGCGAAUGCUGACCUAUGACCUCGUCACAACGUUGGAGGAAGACAAGGAGGGGGGGACGCCGUGGACAGAACAUUAGAACAGUAAACCUUUCUAUUAAUAAGGAUUUUAAUUGCCGAUUGUUUGGGUUCAUCUGAAGCUGUCCCAGCAGAACCAGGUCCAGUUGUAUCCUAAUGCAUGCUCAAUAAUCCA